Messenger RNA from Microcebus murinus (gray mouse lemur), 1026 nucleotides. Lineage: Eukaryota; Metazoa; Chordata; Mammalia; Primates; Cheirogaleidae. The record is from RefSeq and is a predicted model, not a curated record.
GCGCGGGUGCAGCAGGCAGUGAGAGCAGCUGCCUCUUCAGCCUGGAGGGCUCCUCCCGCCGCCGCUGCUCGGCCAGGAGACAGGCUCCCAUGGAGGAAUGAAAGGCGUGGAGGAGAAGAGGGGCGCCAGCUCCCCGGGGUCCCCAGUCUGCCAGCUGCUGCUAAAGACCGCCGAGAAACUCUGCUUCUAGCUACGGGGACCACCUGUCCUUGGAACCUCAGUACCUGGAACAGGAAACCCUGGAUGGAUCUGGAUGGACCCCUUGGCAAAAUGAAUGGGACCGACUGUAGGUUCCAGGACUUGGAAGCCAGCAACGCCUCCCUGGACAAUCCUACUCCAUUGCUCUGCUCAGAGAACAGCACCGCCGUCCAGCCAGAGGCUGAAACAGCAGGGCUCAGCAGCCUGAGCACAGCAGCCACGGUCCUCUCUGGCUCCAUUGGUGUCGUGGCCCUCAUCCUGCUCCUGCUGUGUCUUUUGUACAUGACCCUGAAGAAAUGGAGGCACGAGAGACUAUUCAAGAGACAGCUGAGGCAUCAGAGCAACUUUCUCCACAGAUCUUCGGACCUGUCCUGCCACACCGAUGCCAUCUACGCCAACGUGAUCCGCCUGCCCCCCCGGGAGGGGGACGGAUUCGCCGUUUAUGCCAACGUGCCCCCUUUCCACCGCCCCAGGAGGACUUCCCCGGACCAGGUGGAGUACGCCUCCAUCGUGUUCCAAUGACGGGACCAGCCAGACGCUCGGAGCGGAGAGUCAGACCUGGGCCCUGGCUGGACCUUGCACAGCGCUCGCUUUAGACUUGUGUAUACGUGUGUGUGUGUGUUUAAAAAAUGCAUAAAACCUGUCCUGAUGGAGGUAAAUGGCUGAAUGUUCCUUCUCGUUACUGGAAUGUGCGUGCAGUUCUAAUUGACAGGAGUGACAUACGGGAGACAAGGGGCAUGCUCACCCAGACCACCCCCAGCCCCAGAGUCAGGUUCCUGAGACAGACUGGCCAAGAAAGGAGCUCUUUCUACCGUGUUUCCCCAAAAA